Carassius auratus (goldfish) is the source of this 1834-nucleotide messenger RNA. It is a transcript of the gene vsnl1a, whose product is annotated as visinin-like 1a. Lineage: Eukaryota; Metazoa; Chordata; Actinopteri; Cypriniformes; Cyprinidae. The transcript has 4 exons. The record is from RefSeq and is a predicted model, not a curated record. The coding region runs from base 260 to 835 and encodes 191 amino acids. Gene Ontology annotation, molecular function: calcium ion binding.
AACACGAGAUUGGUGGUUGGUGGUGAUGAACACAGACCGACGCUGAGCUCUAUUGUAUAUCUGUAGCGUCACAUCACCUCGAGCGCUGCGCGAGCGUGGACUGUCCUCGCUGCAGUAAUCGCUGCGUCUCUCCCUUUCACCCCAAAGAAACCUCACCGCAGCUGUCAGCCGAUUAGUGAGCACUUUCAUCGCGUUUACCUUUUACAGUCGCGCGAAGCAGGACUCGUCAAACCUCCCUUUGCCUCUCCGUAUCGACGCCAUGGGGAAACAGAACAGCAAGCUGACCCCUGAGGUAAUGGAGGACCUGGUGAAGAACACAGAAUUUAAUGAACAUGAACUCAAACAGUGGUACAAAGGCUUCCUGAAGGAUUGCCCCAGUGGCCGACUCAACCUGGAUGAGUUCCAGCAGCUGUAUGUUAAGUUUUUCCCUUAUGGUGAUGCCUCAAAGUUUGCUCAGCACGCUUUCAGAACCUUCGACAAGAAUGGAGACGGCACCAUCGACUUCAGAGAGUUCAUCUGUGCCCUUUCCAUCACAUCACGAGGCAGCUUUGAACAGAAACUCAACUGGGCCUUUAACAUGUACGACCUGGACGGAGACGGCAAAAUCACACGAGUUGAGAUGCUUGAGAUCAUUGAGGCAAUCUACAAGAUGGUGGGGACUGUUAUCAUGAUGAAGAUGAAUGAGGACGGCCUGACGCCCGAGCAGCGGGUCGACAAAAUCUUCAGUAAGAUGGAUAAGAACAACGACGACCAGAUCACAUUGGAAGAGUUCAAAGAAGCAGCAAAGAGUGACCCCUCCAUUGUAUUACUGCUGCAGUGUGACCUGCAAAAAUGAGCGUCUAGGAAAAGAGCCAGGGACUGCACAAAUGAUUAAUGUUCCAUUCAGUUUGCAGCUAUUUCCACUGAUAAAAAAAUUGCUUGGACUACCUUUCAAUGAAUCCGCUUCAUGUGUUUGAAACACUUGUGUGCAUGAGAAUGUUCUUUGCUAACGAAUUUCACAUACGAAUACCUUUGCACACACAAAUACACUCUCACACACACAUAUGUGCAUACACUGAAAUGCGUACUCACACACAGACCAUGCCAUGCACAAAUAGAAUUAUAUGAAUAUUAAUAUACAUAUAUAUUGAGUUGUCGAAAUUAACUGCCAAAAUGUGAAGAGUGUGCAAAGUACCUUCUUAAUCCACUGGAGCUUGCGCAUCACUGAUGUGCUGUAUUAAAUCGAGCUACUAUUUAUUGUACUGAUGCUAGCUAUGUGUACCAUAUACUGCGUAAUGUCAUCCGAACUGAUUCUUAUGGUAAUCGUAACUGUUACGGAUUUACCCAAUCGUCUAGAUGGACAAAAAGAUAAGCUCAUGUCCAUCUAACUUUUCCCUUCAAAUGUGCUUGUUCUGUUGGUGAAUAUAAAUGUAGUUUAUUCGCAUGCCAUUAGGUUUGCCUUAAGAGUACUUCCCUCAUUUGCAUCCUGCAUUAAGAAUGAUAACAAGCCUUAUUUAAAAGAAACAUUUGAGAUGUGAAAUAGAGUUAGAUGGAUAAUUUGUUGGUUUCACAGAGAUUGUGAUGCAUUGAUGGGAAAAGGCUAGUUGGCUACACCUUCUAUGUCUAGCAUGUACAUCACACGAGAGGGAUUCACUGUGGCCGAAUGUAAUCUGUCGGAGAGCAUACAUUCAUUCUCAUGGUCGAAAUAUUACGGCAUAAAAAAUAUUCCCAAAUUAAACCUACAAGCUGUGCAGUUUCAGAAUGUCAUCAAAUAUAAUAAAUUGCAUAUCAGUGUGCAGAUUUAUGUGGGGCCUGAGCAUGGAAUGAAUUUAUGAAGAUCAUUUUUAGGGUUAAA